Rhincodon typus (whale shark) is the source of this 5177-nucleotide messenger RNA. RefSeq names its product CXADR Ig-like cell adhesion molecule (gene cxadr). The record is from RefSeq and is a predicted model, not a curated record. Bases 22 to 1134 code for a protein of 370 amino acids. Gene Ontology annotation, biological process: homotypic cell-cell adhesion. Gene Ontology annotation, cellular component: bicellular tight junction; basolateral plasma membrane; intercalated disc. NCBI's taxonomy places the organism in Eukaryota, Metazoa, Chordata, Chondrichthyes, Orectolobiformes, Rhincodontidae. The transcript is spliced from 7 exons. Gene Ontology annotation, molecular function: cell adhesion molecule binding.
ACAGUGGAUACAGUAGCUGCAAUGGAUACAAAGCAGAGUGCGCUGGUUACAUUGUCUCUCCUCUGUCUGCUCACAGGAUGGUCGCAGGAGUUGACGAUCCUCCCAACCGCAGAUCGUAAAGAGGCAGGUGAUGGAGACAGCGUGAUGUUGGAAUGCCGGUUUGAGCUAGACAAAACAGACAUCGGCCCGCUGGAUAUCGAGUGGUCAAAAACACCCAAUGAUCCAGCAGAUUCGCCAAUCAUUGUCAUUGACUAUUCAGGGGACAGGACCUAUGAGACACGGCUUGAAGAUAUGAAAGGUCGUGUGCACUUCAGUUCACCAGAUCCCAAAAAUGGUGACGCUUCCAUCAAUAUCACCAGGUUGAGACUCAGCGAUUCUGGACGAUACCAUUGCAAAGUGAAGAAGUCUCCUGGUUCAAAGACCAUAUCAAUCACGCUGGAUGUUAUGAUGAGACCAAGCGAUCUAAGAUGUUACGUGGAUGGAAAUCAUGAGGUUGGAAAAGAUGCAAUGUUGAAAUGUUCAAGUCAAGGAACUCCCCCCAUUACAUAUACCUGGACCAGACAGGGCCCUUCAAAUCUGAUGCCUCCUUCUGCAGUUGCAGAUGUGGUCUCAGGAACUCUGAAAUUGAAAAACGCAACAGCUGAUUACUCUGGUGACUACGCAUGUACGGCUCGCAAUAGAGUUGAUAGUUCACAAUGUGUCGUCAGGUUAUCAGUAACUUCCUCCUCCAACAAUGCCGGGAAGAUAGCGGGAGCCAUUAUUGGUGUGCUGCUGGCUUUACUGUUGCUGGCCAUCAUUGUCUGGUGCUGUCUUCGGAGAAAGAAACAGAAAACCUAUGAGAAGGAGCAACCUUAUGAAAUAAGAGAGGAUGUUCCGGCUCCAAAAAGUCGGGUUUCAACGGCUCGAAGUUACACUGUGGGCUCGCAGCGUUCCUCUCUGGGCUCCAUGUCUCCCUCCAACAUGGAACCCUACAAAACCCAUUAUGAUCGACUGGCUACAAACGACGUGGAAUAUCUGCCCAAUCACAGCCCGAAUAUCAACCCUUCGUACAAGGUAGCUGCUCCUAGUCUGAAUCGCAUGGGGGCUGUUCCUGUCAUGAUCCCAGCACAACAUCGCGAUGGUUCCAUUGUGUAGCGCUCCUUUCAAAAACCUUCUUGCCCUAAGCUUUCUGAUACACUACGUGAAUUGAGAGGAAUAGCUUGGAUUUGACAGUCCACUAAUAUUGUGAUUGCCUUUUGUACUGUGUGCACACUUAGAAAGUGUCCUAGUUUUUAUUCUUACCUGAAGCUGUUGAGAAUUAUCUGUACCUGUUAAGAGUGUUCUCUGUGAAUUUUUAUACAUAAUUUGUUUUAGGAAAUCCUUGCACAAACACAUCAGGAAAUCCUUAGUUGCCCUUGGUUCACUUUAAGUUUGUUUGUUCCAACUUGGUGUUAUGUUGUGGAGCAUGCAGUGGAGAAUUGGGAGGUGGGCUGGGGAUGGUGGGGGGUAGUGAGAUCAAAGGGAGGAAACAGCCAGAGUUCUUCCUCCUGAGCAAUAUCUAAUGCGUACAAUUGAGUGGCAUUUGGUGCCAUCCUUUUUAGAUAGUGGUGCUGCCUGCAACCAGACAUUUUCUUUUGGACGCUGUUGCCAAUACAUGAAAAGAAUGACAGAUCCUAUGGAUUCAUAUCUCUGCAGACACUAGGAGUAAACUUACAUUUGCAUUAAAUGGCUUCUGAUAGAUGGCCCUCAUUUGUACUUUGUCGCUUUAGCAUCAGUCCUCUCAAAAACUGACAUUGAAAUGGGUGCCUUCACACUUUCUUGGCUUAUAAAUUAAUUCAGUUUUUAUUUCUUUUUUUUUAUUUGUUUUGGGAGACAUGGUGUACAAAUGAGACUUUGUUUCUCUUUCCUUAAGUUCUUCAAAAUUCAAGGUUGUGCUGGAUGGGUCACUCCCUCUUUUUAUGCUGUUGGUAAACCAACUAGGUGUCUCUGCAUCAGGUUCCCUUUUUUUAAAAUUAGUAAAUAAAAGUAAAUUCUGGAUUUGUUGAGAUGCCCUUUAUCAUUAUAGUAGGACAGAAUGUCACAAUUUUUGAAAGCAUAAUGAAAAUAUGGUAAAAUAAUGUUUGUGCAUCUUGUAUUAUUUUGGUCAGUACUUUUACUUAGUGAAGGGUGGUUGUUAAGGUGACCAGGUAAAGUGAUCCUGAAGAUUGAGGAUAUGAUGUACAGAGAUACUUAGUCAGCCUUCCUCCUUCGUGGCUCACUGGCUGAGAAGUUCAGUCUAAUGAGUCCAGUUGAAUGGUCCCAUUGAAGAAAGUCAUCGAUAUUAAAUCAUAGAAAAAUUAAGGUACACAAAUAAGCUAAUGAUAGGCAAAAUGGCCCUUUCUUGAGUGCAGUUUUAUGGCUUUAUUUUCUUUUGUGCAUCCAGUAAUGAGCCAUAGCAGACCAGAAGGGCACGAUGCCAAUUGCUUGAUGUUGGAUUAGCUGUUGCGUUGCUGAAGUUGGUGACCUCGAUAAUCCUGAGAUAGUGGGAGAGUCGGGUAGAAGUGAUAGAGUCAAGCUAGUCCUCCCCUCUGGGCUGCUACCUGGUGUGCCUCCAAUCUUCCAGGCAAAAGUGCUGCAAAUGUGUGCAAUAUGGGAAACCAUUAAGAAAGAAGAAUCACUGGGAUUAUGGAAAUAGCUAAAGGACAAGCAGUAGAGAGUUAAUUUGAACAGAGGUGUUUUCAGACUUCAGGACACUGUACAUCACAACCAUGCCGCAGAGUCGAUUUUACAGUCGACUGUGUAUACUAGGCCACGUUACAAAAUUUUCACAUCCCAGGAACAGCAUUUGCAAUGCACCUCCACAAACAAACAGCCUUGUUUUGUUAGAGUGUGAGUGGGUGUGUAUACUGAAUGGCAGACAACAGUCCCACAGGAUCUAACACCUAGUUGCAUGUUUUUGGAUCAGGAGAAAUCUAUAUUGGAGUGAGGGAAUAGUUGGAGUUACUUUCCUACCAUUGAUUUGAAGAGGCAGUGAUCCGGAACUAAUUACUACUGCUGUAUCAGAGCAUUGAAAUUCUUUCUAAGCUCGUAAUUUUCUACUUUCAGCUUCUCCUGCACUAUGUUUUCCUAUUUUGUCUGAGGGGUGGUAUAACACUGGGCAAUUUUGUUAUCCAAACUAUAUUUGAAGGAAAUUUGAGCAAGUGCAUUCAUCAUCCCAAAACCCUGCUGUAUACCUUAAAGACUGAGCUUUCAAAUUUUAAUGUAAAUCUUUUGUAAUAAGUUGGAAAUUUGAUUUUCAUGUUGAGCUGUUUUGUGGGUGUUAUUUUGUCUUGUUUGAACCCUGCUGCGUAAAGUUAUUACAUUAUUCUAGCUGCAGGUUACCUCACCAAGAAAAGAUGGCAUAUUGAAGGAUUUAAGUUAAGCAAUUGAUGGGAAAAAGUUAACUGAAUGAAUGGAUAGUGAUGCAAAAACUGCUGAUGUGGAAUUUGGCUUUGUGGUUCUAUUUUACUUUUACAUAGAUUGGAGUCCUGACCUUCAGAUACAGCUGCAUUUCUUUUAUUAGACAGUGACACAGGGACAGGUUUGGCUUGAGUGUUGAUUUGGAUGUGUAGAAGCCUGUUUUCAAUCUCAUCAAAUUCUGAUUCUGUUAUGCAGCAGCUCAUGUUCUGAAGGCUUCAGACAUUUUCUCAGAUGGUUGACAGUAGGCCAGCAAAUUUCUAGGUUUGACUUUUGAUGUCUGUUGUUGAUCAGUGUCAUGAUUUGGGAACUGUCCUGUGUGUUUGGAGCCGACAGCAGCAGCUGUGGUCAGGGUGGGGUAAAGAUGGGUCUGUCUCCUAGUUGUUGACAUUAUUGAAGAUCAGAAACGUGUGAGGACCCGGUGAGGUAAGGAUCCAGCCAGUGAUGCCUGUAAGAGUCAGGCACCAAAUCUCAUCAUGUGGAUCAUUAGAAUCCCUACAGUGCGGAAAGAGGCCAUUCAGCCCAUCACGUCCACACCGACCCUCCAAAGAGCACCCCACCCAGACCCCUACCCUAUCCCCGUAACCCUGCAUUUCCCAUGGCUAAUCCACCCAGCCUGCACAUCCCUGGACAGUAUGGACAAUUUAGCACGGUCAAUUCAUGUAACAUGCAGUUUGUACCAUUUACAAGAUACAGUGCAACAACUCACAAUUCUCUUUGACACAUAUUCCAAUUUGGUGACCUCAACCUACACAUUUCCCUCCAAGUCACACACCAUCUUGAUUUGACCUUUUUUCCCAAGGUCAACACCUAUAAUUCCUUUCCUUAACAGCAGUGUGGUUAUCCCUACACAACAGGAUUGUAGCAGUUUGAGAAGAUACAUUAGCUUCACUUACCAACAAAGAAAAGUGUUUAGACUGUUGAUUCCCAUAUCUGUUCAAAACCAUGAAUGUCCAAGGACAGUUAACUGUUUUGCAAUCUAAAUAAUAGAACCUACCAAAGUCAACUGGCUGCAGUAAUUUCUCAAAGAAGAUGGGCAGCAAACGAUUUAAAGCUGAAAUUCAUUGUAGACUUGUCAAACCACACGUUUGCAAGGUCACCACAUUGUAGAAAGAGUUCUAAUUCUAUUUCUGCUAAAUAAUCAGUUUUAAACAGCCACAUCUACAAUCCUCUGAUAUCGAUUGCCCUUGAGUCCAAAGACUCACUUGAGGGUGGUAUGAGUCAGGAAAUUCCCACUCAUUCCACUUCGGGUUUGUGUCAAGAUAGCUGCUCUUAGUUGGGCUGCUGUGCGAGGUUUUAUGCUGGGAGGGGUGAGCUAACGAGAAUUCCAGCUUAGCCCUAUUAAAAAGGACUCAUGGGUUUUGGCUGAGGAGAACGUAUGUGGGGAUUGGGAUUUAGUUCAAAUGUUUUCUGGAGUGGAAUAGUUAAUAUGGCCUCUUGCCACCAGUUGACUGGUCAGUGUCCCAAGGGAAAGUAUGAGCCUUCAGAAAGGGAUGGUGGGGAGAUGGGCAUGUGGGCAGUUAACGGACAAUAGAGGUUUUUAAACAUUUAUGAAGGAACAUAUGCUUUAAACAAACAUGCAACUGUGGCAGAGGCUGCUAAAUAGCUUGCAAAUUGUUGACACAAAUUGUAUGCACUGACUCUCGUACUUUAUAAAGUGUGUUGUAUCUUUCAGCUUAAAGAGGUAUACUUUUUGAUUAUUCUGUUAUUUCUGUAGCUGACUUUAAAAUAAAGUUUUUAAAUAAACAUUUGAGAUGAUGUAA